AUGGUGAAGGUGAAUGAGAGCUGGGAAACCCGGGCCUUUGAAGCUGCCGAGCGGCGAAGGGUGACAAAGGAACGAAAAGAAGAAAAGAGCCGAAAGCGAUCUCAUAAAUUAAAUGCUCAGAAUUUGUUGACACGCUUGGAUGAGAUUGGCGAAAGAUUAUUGACAAAGUCCCUGGACAAAGCAAAACCGCUUGACAUCCAUAUUUGGACCGAUUCCCUACCUUCAGAUUACGUUAUUGCAGAUGAAUACACGGAUGACAUGACGAUGACACCGACCAAGAAAGGAAGAGCGAGGUCCAAUUCAUAUGCCACAUCUUCCCCAUCCACACCCAUUAGUGCCAAGCAAAAUCGGCGAAACCGAUCAAACUCCUAUACUGCGCCACACUCAUCGCCUCAGAAAGGGAGCAAAAAGAACAAGACUGGUCAAGAUUAUGUUUUAGGUCGAAAAGGGGGGAGGCAACGAAGCAUGUCUAACGUUUCAGAUAGAAGUGAGGAAGAACAAAUCCCAACGAUGUGUUCCCAACACUUUUUCGCUGGAAAGGAUACGAGCGGGGGCAAGAAACUAAAGAAAAAAGGAUCGAAUCUGUCUGCAACCUCAGUUUCAAAGCAAAACAUCAGUCUCUUUCAGGUAUUGACAAGUUCCAAACUCUCAGAAGAAAAGUGUACACUAGGACGAGAUGCAUUGGAAGCUUGCAAGGCGGCAAGCAAGGCCAAUUUUGCCUCGGAGAUCCUUACCUUGACCGAUCAAAUGCCAGCAAUAUACUAUUUGACCAUGAAACUCGGCAAGACCACAGAGAAUCCACCAAAGGUUUCUGAGGAGAUCAGCAGUUUGCUAUCGAAACAGGAUUGUCCAAUUGCCAGUAUUGUCUACCUGGUUAUUGACGGCAUGCUUCUUUUUGAUCGAUACAGGGAUGGGAUCGUUCUGACCAAUAGUGGAGAACAUUUACUAUACAAAGAUUGCAACGGGGUUGGAUUCAAGAGACGGACCGUGUCGAUUGGAGGAUACGCAGAUACCACCCAAGGACCAAACGAAGAUAUUCUGGAUCAUCAUCAGAACAUGGUCCGAUAUCUGCCCAGUCAAAUAUUGGAAUAUAUUGUUUUAUUUCUACCAGACGAAUCAGUUUCCUCCAUGCCAUUGGUUUGCAAGUCUUGGUACGACGAAAUUGGCAAGUCGUCCCCAGAUUUGUGGAUUCAGCUUUUGCGGCGCCGGCAGUGGCCUCGAAACGAUCUUGCAUUGUCGCUAGAGCCGUCAGAGGAACGAGAUUUUUAUCGUCGCACAUUCCGUUCGCAUUUUUCAGCAGCACGUAAUCUUGACACGAUUGUGCAAGGUCUGGAAGCAAUCGAGGCCGGCUGCAGGUCGUCGGCUCCAUCCAAGCCAAUGGCAAAGGAUGUUGCUAUACUCCGCGAGAAGGAUAGUCAUGGGCACUACAAGCCAGGAGAAACAAUUUUGCGUGUAUUCUCCGAGGCAUGCGUAUUGGUGGCCGACAAAACGGAUUGCACGUUGAGCCUCUAUGACGUCGCCGAAACCAACGGUAGUGCCGAUCGUAGGUGUCGGAGGAAGCUAUCAGUGUUUGUAGCACCUCUUGGUCAUUCCAAGAAAAACAAAUGUUUGCUAAAUUCCAUGGAUUUGGAUGACGAAACGAUUGGAUGCUUGUUUUCGGUCGGAGGAAGUGAGAAUCGCAAAACGAUGCUUGGGGUCGUCAACCGGCAGUCAUUUCAGUCAGCUGCGGGUCGUGGUGGAGGAACCUCGCAAUUGGAAGAAGGUUCUCUGCAAUCCUUCGAUUUACAAGAGAAAAUAAUUGACUGCUUGGUUUCCUGUGACGACGAGGAAGUAACUGGGUGGAUUUAUAGCAAUCUACUCGGCGAAGAUGGACUGGACUUGUCACCGAUCGAGUGCGAUAUCAAGGAGAACAUUGUGGCUUGUGGGAGCAGUCAAUUUCUGUUCGAGGCUGCAAUUAUGGUGCCGAUGACGUUUGGCGAUGAUCACGAUGACCCGGACUUAAUAUCAACUGCGCUUCUAAGACUCUUUCUUUUCGACGCAAAACGAGGGGGUGUUGUAUGGGUGGGCCCGUCAGGUAUCGGAGGCACUGCCACGAUGCAAUUCUGGUAUCCACUGAAGAAUUCAAUUGCCCGUAACUCUAGUCCUCAGUUGGAUUCUGAACACUCGCAUCCAUAUUCAGAAACCGUCUUUGUUUCUCGAGUAUCCGCAGACCUUUCUUCCAUCCUUGUCAGUGAAGAAGGAGAUGUGGUUUGUAUGAAAGUGGGCAAGAACACGACUUCAGAUUCCUUUUCUGAUGAUGGUGGCAUGUGGCAUCGGAGCCCGGAGCACAAUCGCGUGGUUAUUGCGACUUCGUCCGAUAUUGUCGUUGCGGAAUGCUACAGUCACGUCGCACGGGACACAACAAGAUUGUCCCAUAAAUCUGUCUUCACGUUCUAUCCCACUGCAGAUAGCGAGCACAAUCAAAUACAACAACUUUCUGUCGAGGGAAGCUGCUUUGAAUUUCCCAUUGAGACGCUUCGAGGUAAUCACAUUAUUGCCUUUACUACAUCAGACGCAUCCCCUGGUGCGGACUGCGAUAAGAUGCUCACUGCUCUUUUGAUCAAUGUCCAAUCACGUGCCAUGAUCUAUCGAAUACAAAUCGAGGAUUCGUUCGAAUUCAUCGAGAGCUCGUCUGAAUUUGCUCUCACGUGUCACCAGCAUACAGUUGCAGUUGCAACGAACAAUGGCUUGGUCUUGGCCGGGCAAGAUGUCAGGGCAUUUACGAAUGCAGCUUCUAGCAAGAGAAGGCGGCCUGAAAAGAAGAAAAAGAAGGCAGGGUAUGGGAAGCAGAAAAAGGAUGUUUUUGCACGAGGUAUGCGUCAGACGUUAGGGUAA
Cylindrotheca closterium is the source of this 2874-nucleotide messenger RNA. The record is from the annotation of a GenBank genome assembly. NCBI's taxonomy places the organism in Eukaryota, Bacillariophyta, Bacillariophyceae, Bacillariales, Bacillariaceae.